AUUUUAGUAUUUUACUCUCCUCCUCUGCUUCUUCUUCUCCAAACUUUCAGUUUCGAUCUCCAAAAAAGUUUGGAACUUUCCGUCGAAUUAGAUGGGAAGCGGAAGAUAUUUAGACGACCCUUUAAUAUUUACCAGAAACCCACCUUCCUUUUCGUCUCCCAUCACCGAAUCUAGCUUUCCAGACGAAUCGAUCUCUCGCUCAGGAAGCUACGAAAGUGAGAGCUUGCGAGGAGGAGAUGGUGAGAGCAUUAGCGACGCUGAUUUCGGACUCGAGAGACUCGCCGGGACCGUACAGUUCUACGAGAGGCAUGUCUUCUUGUGCUACAAAAAACCCUCCGUUUGGCCAGCGAGGAUCGAAGCGUCUGAGUUUGAUCGGUUACCGAGGCUUCUCUCUUCCGUUGUAUCUGCGAGGAAGAGUAGUAUGAAGAAAGAGACUCUACUCACAAUAUGUGAGGGACAUGAUGGAACAGAGACAUCAAAUGGGGAUGUUCUGAUAUUUCCAGAUAUGAUCAGAUACAGAAGGUUGACUCAUUUUGAUGUGGACACAUUUGUUGAAGAGGUGCUUGUGAAGGGUGUUGAGUGGUUGCCUGGAAAUCCUGAGUCUUUAAGCGGUUCAUCAUAUGUCUUUAUAUGUUGUCAUGGAUCCCGAGACCGGCGAUGUGGAGUUUGUGGACCAUCUCUGGUCAGUCGAUUCAGAGAAGAAAUUGAACUAUGUGGUCUUGGUGAUGAAGUUUCUAUCAGCCCUUGUUCUCACAUUGGAGGUCACAAAUAUGCGGGAGAUGUUAUCAUAUAUGGAUUAAACAUCAACCAGAAAGUCACAGGACACUGGUAUGGAUGUGUGACUCUAGAAGAUGUACCUCUUUUGUUGGAGCAACACAUUAACAAUGGCGUAAUUGUAGACCGGCUUUGGAGGGGUGAAAUGGGUCUGUUAGAAGAAGAUCAAAAGAAAACUCAAGAACAAAGGCUCCAAUUAAACAGCGACAAGAUCAGCAACAGAGAGGUGACACAAGAAUCAGUUAAUGAUAGUAUCUGUUUCCAACAAAAUGGGAACUCUAACUGUUUGGAGGAGAAUCACACAGAGAAAAAUACCUCGGAAAGAGUAACCUCUGUAAAAAACGCGUCUUUUCGGGUAACUAGCAGCGAGAAUGUAUCUUGUGGAUUCAAGGUUUGUGCUACGAUGUCAAUGUGGUUGGAGAAUUGGGAGAAAGAAGAUACAUAUGCUGCUUUAGCUGUUGCUUGUGCUGCUGCAUCUGUGGCUAUUGCUUAUAACUGCUAUAAACAAUUGAAAUGAAGCAAUGUGUUUUAUGUCUAGCUUCUUCUAUGCAAUGGUAAUUAUCUCAGUCUUUAGACUACUAGAUCUUUCCUCUUCGUCUGUAUAGAUUUAUUUAGAAGAGGGUCUUAACUUUUAUGUAAGAACUGAUUGUUGAUAUAAUAUAAUCCAUUUUGUAAAGAUA
Molecule: messenger RNA, 1454 nt
Organism: Camelina sativa (false flax)
Lineage: Eukaryota; Viridiplantae; Streptophyta; Magnoliopsida; Brassicales; Brassicaceae
Product: altered inheritance of mitochondria protein 32-like
Source: RefSeq, a predicted model, not a curated record